Molecule: messenger RNA, 273 nt
Organism: Aspergillus puulaauensis
Lineage: Eukaryota; Fungi; Ascomycota; Eurotiomycetes; Eurotiales; Aspergillaceae
Exons: 3
Source: RefSeq, a predicted model, not a curated record
ACGCUUUUUUUUCGUGUACAUGAUUCUCUUGCGGUUGUGAUUUGCUGGAAGGAACAGUUUCAAUUCGAAUUCGCACCUACCGAACUCGACCUUACCGGAUCCCUUGAAUGUGGAUUUCGACAAACCGCAGCUUUCUAUCCUACGAAUCACUCUAAUCUUGUACGAAGACGCUUAGCAGAACGCUGGGUUGCAAUAAUCUGGUUCGUGCCUGUACUCCUGUUCCACAUUCCGGAGUACUCCAGGCCCGCGAUCAUACACUGGUUCCUAGGGUGA